AUGCAUGGUGGAGCCACAACAACCCUUGUGGAUUUGAUAGGGUUAGCUGCAAUCCUCACCGUCGGAACUCCCAGCUUUGGAGUUUCAGUGGAGAUCAACGUUUCAUACUUGGAUUCUGCUUACCCUGGUGAAGAGAGGUUGAGGCCAAGGCUUUAUGAGUUGGGAAGGCUGUUGGUGUUGCCAGUGUUUUGUUAA
Prunus armeniaca (apricot) is the source of this 195-nucleotide messenger RNA. The record is from the annotation of a GenBank genome assembly. Lineage: Eukaryota; Viridiplantae; Streptophyta; Magnoliopsida; Rosales; Rosaceae.